GUGGAUGCUGAGCAGGAGCACACGUCGUCCGAGCCGCCGCCAGUCCGCAUCCCGCUCGUGAUGAGUCAUGGCGAACGUGAGGGUCCUUGUCAGGGUUAGACCCCUAUCUCUAAAAGAGAAGAAUGACAACGAAACUGUGAUAGUGCAAGUCAACCAAGAAAAUAAAACUGUUUCUGUCAGAAAUAUCAAGGUUCCUGAAAAUGCAGAGUUUGAUAGCAGGAAAAAGAUGCGAUUUUUCGCAUUCCAAGAAUGUUUUGAUUGGGACGCUUCUCAAGAAAAGAUUUUUAGUGCAGUCGGCACGCAGUUCUUGAACUCGAUUUUCAAUGGAUACAACGCGUGCGUCCUGGCCUAUGGGCAGAGCGGCACGGGCAAGACUUUCACAAUGAUGGGCAACCAGGAUUGUCCAGGACUGACACCUCGCAUCUGCCGAGCGCUGUUUCCACGUUUGGACGAAACGUCUUCCAGUCACGAGCAUCCGCUCCGAAUCACAGUCAGCUUUUUAGAGAUACACAAUGAGAGAGUCAGAGACUUAUUUCAGAGCAAACCUUCGGCCCACCUAAGGAUUAGGGAGCACCCGUUGAAAGGAACUUAUGUCGAAGGACUGCGCGAAAUUCCAACAAGCGAUGAGACCGGUUUGAUCAGCCUUCUGAGCGAAGGCAACUCCCGCCGGUGCACGGCCCGGCUGGGCGACCAUUCGCGCUCGAGCAGGAGCCACGCGGUGUUCACUCUCUCGCUCUCAAGGCGCCAGGCUACCAGUAAGGCGCACCUCGUGGACUUAGCCGGCAGCGAGAGGGCCGCCUCUGGGGGCAGCAGGCAGCGCAAGGAAGAGGGAGCGAAUAUCAACAAGUCACUGGUCACUUUAGGAAACGUCAUAUCCGCGUUAGCUGAGAGAUCCCGCAACAUCAAACGCCGCAACCACAUUUACAUUCCGUACAGGGACUCGGUUCUCACCUGGCUGUUGAGGGAUUCGCUCGGCGGAAAUGCAAACACGUUCAUGAUCGCGACUGUUUCUCCAUCAAGUGGGAGUUACAGUGAAACAGUGAAUACACUACGAUACGCGCAGAGAGCAAAGCACAUCAUCAACAAACCAAAGAUGAACGCGAUUAACAACGAUGAAACCAACAAGACAAUCCAUGAGCUACGCGAAGAGGUGGCCAAGCUCAGAGAUGCCUUGGCCAAAAUUCAAAUGAAUGGAACGGUGCAUUCCAAACACAUAAUAUCUCCGUGUGCGGAUCAUUGCGUUGGGCCGACCGCCAAACGAUGGAUCGCUCGUUACCACAGACACAUCUCUAGCCUACAGCACCCUUGCCCUCAAUCAUACUCGACAACAUUGAAAUUCUUCAUGGGCCAGAGCAGCUCAAGCGUUGGCGAGGCAACCGCCGCGCCUCCGCUAGAAGAGGCUGUAGAAGUGAAAGAAGUGCCAUGCACGUUUCUGCCCGUCAUGCUGCUCGAUCACGCGGCCCAAUCGAAUCUUCGGCUUUCGUCGUCUUGCGACCUGAUCUACCGCACUCCGACAAGGAAAAUCAGCCGCAGCCAGCACCGCGACUACUCCUCGCAAGACUCGAUUCAGGCCGACUCGGUGCUCUCCCCUGAAAAUUCGCUUGGCUCCAGCAGCAGCAGUCUUGAGUCCAACCGCAGUUUGGAUAGCAGAAAGGGCACAUUGAUCGGCGCCUCUAAUAUUUACAAAAACAAACCGGGCGUGAGAAGUGGCAUUCCAGUGCGCGUCAGGUCAGCCAGCUCUCCGGACUUGACGGUGGAGAAAUCGAAAAAGAGAACCAAACAGGACAUAGUGGCCGACGUGACCAAAAGACUAUACCCGAUCAAAAAAAUCAGAGAGCGCGCAUUGGCCGCCGCUGCAGCCGCGUCUUCGGAAGACGGAGAAACGUGCUCCAAAGCUGCCAACCGGUUGAGGGAGUUGAGCAAAAGACUGCUGGACGCCCACAGAAGGGCCAAGGGCAAGGUCGAGGUAGAGACGCAGACGGAAAAAGAGCAAAACACCAAAGAAGCUGCCGUCGAAACAGACAACAGAUUCCCCACCGCCCUUUUGGCGUCCGACAUCCUGCUGCCGGUGUGUCUUCUGCACAGUUGCGGCAGCCCGGAAGUGUUGACCGCCGUUCAACCGGAUCUGCUGGACCAGUGCAGAAGCUGCGAAAAACUGAGUGAAGAAUUCUUUUCUGACGACAGUUUGGAAAACUGCGUGCACAAAAGCAUGGAGACGGACUCUUUGGAUGAUGUGUUGGACAAUUCGCCAAAGCAGAAGAUUAUGUACCAGACUAACUUAGGUUCGCAACAUGGGUGGGAAGUGAAACUGGAGGUCAGCAGUGACGACGGCGUGGUCAAGGUGGUGCACAGUUCGGACGAUUCGCGGCCUCAGUCGAGCGAUGACAAUAACUCUUGUCCUUCUCCACUCAGCUCUGAGGGUGGCAGUUUAGGCAGCGACUCGUCGGGUGACGAUAUUUUGUAUUUCAUGCAGAGUCCUCAGGCAGAAGACGGCUCCCCAGAAGUGCAAUCAAACCAGUUUGAAAGGUCGCUGUACACAAUUUUGGAAAGUAGCGAGCACAGUAGCGAUCAGAGCACCUCCACCUCACCAACGGGCAUCACAUUCGAGGCGCGAAAAUCUUCCUCAAGUCCAGCAAUGGACCGGAAUAAAAAUUUUACGAUAGAAAUUACAAACAACAACGGCGCCUGCAAUAGCAAUUUCCUGCCAGCCAAUUCGCCUACGUGCUCAAUCACAUUCAACGACGCCAACUGCAAUCAAGUGCAUAGAAAAACGCCCGAGAGAGAAAUUUUAUUUGAGGGUGAAUUAAAAAUCCGCCCAAAGUUUGCUUUAGGCCACAUCCUGACGCAGCAAGUGCAGCAACACAAACCGACCGUGUGCUACCCCAACGACAGCGCAAGACUGAUUUCUAAUAGUUUUUACCCAGAAUUCACCAAAGGCCUUGAGGAGAUGUCGGUAAACAACAGUCCAAAAUUUUCAUCGCCUCUGAAAUUUGAAACCGAAACUACCUACGCGAACACAUCACCAAGAAUUUCGUCGAGUAGUUCGUCAGAAGAAAUUUUGAACAACAAUUCUCCGACACCUUCACCAAAAUUCAAAGUGAACGGCCCAAUUAAUUUUGAUGCAACGACCGAACCGCAAGAAAUUAGGUCAGAAGAAGAUUUGGCCACAACUCGCAGCUACAAAUUCCCCAGCAAUCAAUAUUUGAACGAGGAGGAAAUAUACGAGAUCAAGAAAAUACCGGACGCGCGUGACCCGAGUGCCGACAGCUUGAAAUCGAAUCAAAAUAUGGCUCAGCUCCCAGGAGUAGAGACAAAAAAAGAAGCAUCCCACCAGCCAGUGGCAAAUGAAGCUGCGUCUGUUCCUUGGGCAGAUCCCAACCAGCGUAAAUUCCUUAAUAUCAGUGUGACGACCCCAGCUAGAGGUCCUUGCGUCGUUCGCCGAGACGCAAGUUUCAAUUCAGACGAUAGCAUAACCUUUGUCUUUGUUGGUCCCAACCAGAAAAACUCGCCACCCGUACUGAUGGAACUCAUCCAACGCUCUUCCAAAGGUCUGCGGCGCUCUCUGUCCCUCGAUUCGGCAACCAGGGCUUUGGGGAAAAUUUCCAAGAGUGCCAAAAGUGAAGCUAACCGCGCUAGCAGCACUAAUGAUCUCCUUCCCGAAGAAACGCGGUCCUUCCUCGAACCAAAGAAAACCUUUGAAGGGCCAAACCAUAAUUUCAAACGGUUGAGACGCGAGGCGCUGACCCCUUCGGACAGUGAGGUGCGUUCAACAGAUGACGACUUUGACGACUCUCCGCCGCCAGAGUUUCCCAAGUCAACUGGUUUUGACACAAACCAGUGUUGGGCCGAAAUGAAAGGAAUAAUUUUAGGUCGGCAGGUACGACAACCCUCAAACUCGCCUAGUCCUCCGCCACCUCCACGACGCAGGGGGUCGGGAAAGAAGGCCGUUUCGUGGUCAGACAUCAGUGGCUGCGGGCUCAUCAGCUCCCCAAGCACCCACAGCCUUCCGUCUCCAGUUUCCAACUCGCCAAAACCUAUCAUCAAGAAGACAACCCUGCCGCCAGUGCCCCAAUCCAGGUCGCCAAGUCCUGGAUUCAGGGACCGCCAACACCGCUGGGAGUUAAAUCGACCUCUCCGGGAGCGCAGUUCGUCCAUUCCUGGGGCCUGGUGCUCCCACGAGGACAGCAGCCCUAGCCCUGAACGCCACCGCAGAGAUGCCCUGAGCCGCAGUCCUCCACGUUGCGGUUCGCCAAGGUGUCGCAGCGUCGGAGACAUGUCCCAGGUUGGAAUAGAACAAGAGCCCAUGAGGCAAUUUUUGGUUCAGGCUACUGACCUUCUGCACAGCUUGAGUGAUCUAUCUCGGCAGAUCGAGCAGAAAAUUCCUCCGCCAGUGCCUCCGAUGGCCUUCCCAAGACCGCCAGAAGAUCCUCCCUACUUGUACGGAGCACCUCGGCACCACUACAGUCCUUAUCCAUAUCCGCCGCCUCCGGCCAGGUUUUCUUGGUAUGAACCCUCGCCUCUCGAGAGGCAACUUGAAGCCUCCUGUGCCAGACUGGAGGCCAGUCUUCGAAAUCCACCUCGUUGGCAGGAGUUGUGCGAAGAGGAACCGCAACGACCACCUCGAAGGGCAAGGGCCCGAUGGCAACAUCCCCAACCGCAUCAGCAGCUUCCUCCACUUCCUCACCACCAGAGGCCCCAGUAUUCACCAAGGGCAUACAUGAGGUACCUGCUGGGAGUGAGAAAGAGGAUUAUCCAAUCGGCUCGUCAAGAAAAUCGCAGGAAACCGGAUGAGGACUAUUAAGUGAUGAUUGCGACCAGACCUGAUUGAUUUUUUGACUAUUCGUAAGCAGUUAGGCGUUAUUUUUGUAAUUAGAUAAUUUUGUAAAGUGAUUAUGUAAAUAUACAAAAAUUUACAAUAUAAGUCAAUCGCUUUUAAU
Neocloeon triangulifer is the source of this 4937-nucleotide messenger RNA. Its product is annotated as protein Shroom-like. Gene Ontology annotation, molecular function: microtubule binding; microtubule motor activity; ATP binding. The record is from RefSeq and is a predicted model, not a curated record. Bases 68 to 4801 code for a protein of 1577 amino acids. Gene Ontology annotation, biological process: mitotic spindle organization; microtubule-based movement. Lineage: Eukaryota; Metazoa; Arthropoda; Insecta; Ephemeroptera; Baetidae. The transcript has 12 exons.